GAAUUUUCCUUUGUAUCGCGCGCCAAGUAAAAACAAAAGGUAAUUUCCGCACGAGAGGCUUUGGGAGCAGAAUGGUCAAAGUCCCAGGGUCAAAGUCAAUAAACAGGUGUAGUCUUAAGAUGAAGGACCCAAUCGGCACCUGCUCUUACAACCAACUCUAUCAAAAUUUGAAACAGUUUUCCAAAAAUGGGGAUUACUUCUUCAAAGAACUCAUAACGGUUUUCCAGCAAAGAGCCGAGCUGGAGCUCACUUACUCCAAAGGCCUGCAGAAACUGGCGGGCAAACUGAUCAGAGCCUGUCAAGGAAUGUCAAGAAAUUCCACCUACAGGGCCUGGUGUCAUGUGUCGGAUGAGAUGUACUCAAGAGCGGACGCCCACAGAUCAUUAGGAACCACAUUUAAUCAAGAGGCUAUUGUGGAAAUCCGACAAGUCUUAGACGAGCAUAGCAGGAGGAAGAGGCCACUGGACAGUGCCAUUGAACGAAAUGGAAAACUCUUCACUGCUAAUUGGAACGAGCAACUUAAGCUGAAAAAGAAGUUGUCUGGGCUCACAAGAGAACACGAAGCAUUGUUCAACUACGUGGAAAACAACAAGCACAUCAGCACUGAAAAAGAAAAACAAAAGAUGUUACACAGGUUGACUAAGUCUGCAGAGCAGCAGGCGCGGGUGGAUGAGGAGUACUUCAACAUCAACAUGGAGGGUCACCAGAUGAGACUCAAGUGGGAAAACACACUGAAAAGCUGCUAUCAGAUCACACAGGAGCUGGAGAAACAACGACUUGAAGUUUUGUGCAACCUUUUGAGCAGAUACAAACUCCACAUGUCCAGCUUUGGCCAAACUCUUAAACACGGACAAAAACAGAUCGAGCAGGCGGUCCAGAGGGUGGACAUGGAAAAAGACGUGCAAACCCUGAUUGAUGAAAACAAAGCUGCAGUUGAUGAUAAUAAAGUAGAGUUUUUGAUGACCGAUUAUCUUGAAGAAGACAGCAAAUCCCUGAUGAGCAAAGACAGAAGACAACAAUCCAUCAGGGUGAAACUCCAGCGUCUAGAGGACAAUGUUGCAAAAACAAAGAAAGACUGUGAAGGAAUAGAAAAACUGAUGAAAACCUACGCUGAAAAUCCAUCGUUUUCAAACCAAAAGAACCUUGAGGAAACCGAAGAGCUGCAUGAUGAGUGUACUCUAAAACUGGAUCUUCUGGAGGCCACUCAUUACAAACUGUACUCAGCGAUCUCUGAAUGCGAAAGGCAGUCCUAUCAACGCCUCAGCCGGAACAUUUUUAAAUGGAAAGAUAAGGACUGUGAACACAGCGUUGUCCAGGUAACCCGUCCAGUCAAACUCCGGAGGACACCAUUCAGAUCCCGACAGUCACUGAGAGCAUCCAUCAUUUAUAAAGGACCAGUUCAGAUUCUAACACAACCAGCCAUGGAGCCCACACCGGCAGCUGCAGAUCUCAUCACUCCCUCUACUGCAUCUGAGGAAAAAGUAGAAAUUGGCAGCAGCGAUACUGGAGCGCAGUCUCACACAGCAGAUCAGACUGCAGCAGAGCCUUGCUGCGUAGGAAAAUGCAAGGCCUUGUACAACUUCACAGCCGAACACAAUGGUGAACUGGCUUUAAAAGAAGGUGAUCUUGUGGAUGUUUAUACCAAAGGAGAGACUGGUUGGUGGUUUGGCGUUCUUAAUGGACAAAAAGGUCAUUUCCCAUCAACGUAUGUUGAAGACCUGCCAGUGCUAAGCUGCAUCAAAUCAUCUGAUGCCUGAAAGGAUGAAGAGGAAAAACAAAACAUCAACAUUUACAGAGAAGAUCAGAUGCAGACAACAUUUAACAGUUUAUGACAUCAAUAAUGGCAAAAGGCUGAAAAUGUUCUUUAUUUAAAAAACGAACACUGACAAAAACAAAAUACAUGCAAAGACAAGAAUUCAAAAUGAUGACCUUAAAGAAGGCAAAUUCCUGCAAUUCAUGUAAUAUUCUUUGCCCACAGUCCAUAAAAUAGUGAAAACUUCCCAGCGUCCUGUCUCAGGACCGUGCCUUGGAGAUAAACUCCUUCCUGACAUUUGCCAGGAAUGCUGGUAGAUUAUUGGUCUCCUGAAGCCGGAGUUCCAAAACAGGCAAACAGUCGAGCACCGGGUCACUGGACACAACUGUAAGAACAACACUUGGUGAAUAUAGAACCCAUUUACACAGGUUGUUUGAAUUUCUGUAUUGAAAUCAACUAAUACAAUAAACAACACGUAAUCUGGA
Nothobranchius furzeri (turquoise killifish) is the source of this 2238-nucleotide messenger RNA. RefSeq names its product nitric oxide synthase trafficking (gene nostrin). Gene Ontology annotation, molecular function: protein binding. Gene Ontology annotation, cellular component: cytoplasm; plasma membrane. NCBI's taxonomy places the organism in Eukaryota, Metazoa, Chordata, Actinopteri, Cyprinodontiformes, Nothobranchiidae. The record is from RefSeq and is a predicted model, not a curated record.